AGAGAGAGAGGACUCCAGGCCCAAAUAAAGCCAUGGGGGCCGGGGCUGGGCUGGGCCCCCCUUUGCUAUAAAUACGCUGGCCGCCUGGAGGUUCGGGUUUGGUGGCUGGGGCUUGGGACCAGUGACCACCACCACUGCUGCUACUGCUGCUGCUGCCCUGCUCAGGGGAAUCUCCUCUGCAUACUCAUCAUCCUCAUCCUGGUCAUCAGUGCUCUGGGCAUCCAAGAUGCCUCGCGUGGACGCAGACAUCAAGCUGGACUUUAAGGAUGUCCUCUUCAGACCCAAGAGGAGUAGCCUGAAGAGUCGCUCAGAGGUGGACCUUCAGAGGACCUUCACAUUCCGCAACUCCAAACAGACCUACACAGGUAUCCCCGUCAUCGCCGCCAACAUGGACACCACAGGAACGUUUGAGAUGGCACAGGUCCUAAGCAAACACACCCUCUUCACAGCCAUUCAUAAACACUACUCUGUAGAAGACUGGAAAAACUUUGCUGCUAAUCAUCCGGAAUGCUUAGAGCAUGUAGCUGCCAGUUCAGGCAGCGGCAAUGCGGAUCUGGAGAAGCUGUGUGCCAUCUUGGAAGCCAUCCCUGCCCUCAAGUACAUCUGUCUGGAUGUGGCCAAUGGCUACUCCGAGUACUUUGUGGAGUUUGUCAAGACGGUCAGAGAAAAGUUCCCCAAACACACCAUCAUGGCUGGUAAUGUGGUAACAGGGGAGAUGGUGGAGGAGCUCAUCCUCUCCGGAGCUGACAUCAUCAAAGUGGGCAUCGGGCCAGGCUCUGUGUGCACGACAAGGAUCAAGACAGGAGUAGGCUACCCACAACUCAGCGCUGUUAUAGAGUGUGCAGAUUCAGCCCAUGGACUCAAAGGACACAUUAUCUCUGAUGGGGGCUGCAGUUGCCCGGGAGAUGUAGCUAAGGCCUUUGGUGCUGGGGCUGACUUUGUGAUGAUGGGGGGAAUGCUCGCAGGCCACGACCAGUGCUCCGGGGAGGUCAUCGAGAAGAACGGCAAGAAGUACAAACUCUUCUACGGCAUGAGCUCCGACACAGCCAUGAAGAAAUACGUUGGUGGAGUUGCUGAGUAUAGGGCGUCUGAGGGGAGGACAGUGGAGGUUCCCUACAGGGGGGAUGUGGAGAACACCAUUCGUGAUGUGCUGGGGGGACUACGCUCCACCUGCACCUAUGUGGGCGCUGCCAAGCUCAAAGAGCUGAGCAGGCGAACCACCUUUAUCCGUGUCACACAACAGUCUAGCCAAAUGUUCACUUAGUGGGGUGUACAUGCUUCCACACACACACAAACACACAUACUCAUAGGCUGCAUAAUAUGUAUUGUAUGUUAUGCAGAAUAUAAAUGUGCAAUAGUAGGACGGUGGUGUAGCAUGCAAAUUCAGGAGGAAGACACAUACACACACACACAUAAUCAUUUAACCUGUUUCUCUCAGGAUAUCUGCUGUCAGAAGGCUCUUAGUUUCCUGCAGGUUAUGUUUAAAAAAAAAAAAAAAAAUCUCAAAGUCUGACUUGAAACAUUCUCC
Molecule: messenger RNA, 1528 nt
Organism: Toxotes jaculatrix (banded archerfish)
Lineage: Eukaryota; Metazoa; Chordata; Actinopteri; Toxotidae
Gene: gmpr
Product: guanosine monophosphate reductase
Exons: 9
Coding region: 227-1264 (345 amino acids)
Biological process (GO): nucleotide metabolic process
Cellular component (GO): GMP reductase complex
Molecular function (GO): GMP reductase activity
Source: RefSeq, a predicted model, not a curated record